Messenger RNA from Trifolium pratense (red clover), 1264 nucleotides. Its product is annotated as expansin-A15-like. Gene Ontology annotation, cellular component: extracellular region. The record is from RefSeq and is a predicted model, not a curated record. The coding region runs from base 106 to 852 and encodes 248 amino acids. Gene Ontology annotation, biological process: plant-type cell wall organization. The transcript is spliced from 3 exons. NCBI's taxonomy places the organism in Eukaryota, Viridiplantae, Streptophyta, Magnoliopsida, Fabales, Fabaceae.
UUUUCCUCACAACUCAUAUUUUCUUUGCCUCUCUCAUUUGAGGCAUUAUUAAUUCAAUUAACACUAGGAUUUUUUCUCCAUACUCAUCACUUUCUCAAGAAAAAAAUGGCUCUUUUGGGUCUUCUCUUGGUUGGAUUAGUUCUCUCUCUAGGAUCUACUGUCUAUGCAUCAAAUGAUGGUUGGAUUGAUGCUCAUGCUACCUUCUAUGGAGGGGGUGAUGCCUCUGGCACAAUGGGUGGAGCAUGUGGAUAUGGGAACUUGUAUAGCCAAGGGUAUGGGACUAACACAGCUGCUUUAAGCACUGCUUUGUUCAAUAGUGGAUUAAGUUGUGGAGCAUGUUUUGAGAUUAAGUGUGUUAAUGAUCAAAGAUGGUGUCUUCCAAACUCAAUUGUUGUCACCGCAACAAAUUUUUGUCCACCAAACAACGCACUUCCAAAUAAUGCAGGUGGGUGGUGUAACCCUCCGCUUCACCAUUUUGAUCUCUCUCAACCUAUCUUUCAACAAAUUGCUCAAUACAAAGCUGGAAUUGUUCCAGUUGCAUACAAAAGGGUCCCUUGCCAAAAGAAAGGAGGCAUAAGAUUCACAAUCAAUGGUCAUUCAUACUUUAACCUAGUACUAAUUACCAACGUUGGAGGUGCUGGUGAUGUUACUGCUGUUUCAAUCAAAGGUUCAAAAACUAAUUGGCAACCAAUGUCCAGGAAUUGGGGUCAAAAUUGGCAAAGCAACUCUCACCUUGACGGACAAAGUCUCUCCUUCAAGGUCACUUCUAGCGAUGGUCGGACUGUGGUCGCUAAUAAUGUUGCACCCGCUGGAUGGUCCUUUGGUCAGACCUUCACCGGUAUUCAGUUCUAAUUGGAUCUGGUACAUUAGUGCUGAUACAAUUAGUUAGAAUAUUAUAAAACCAUUAAUAUUUUUGUUAUUGGGUAUGUUGGCUAGUUAAAAUUAAGGAAUUAUUCUAUAUUUGUUAUACUUAGUAGUAGUAUGAUACAAUAUAUAAUAUAAUAGAAAAAUAUCAAAAAUAAUUUUGAUAUAUAGGAAUGAGUUUUAGAGGCAAAUGAAAAGGGCUUAUUUUAAAAUGGUCCUGUCAUUUGGGUUAUGGUAUGAGGCAAUAUAUGUUAUGCUCUCAAUUAGAAGGCAGAGGUGGAUGUUUGUUUACAAUUUACCACCCGCCAGAGUCUUUUAUUUUAUUGUAUGGUUUGUAUUAUGUAUCAACCCCAUAUUAAAAAUAAAGAGAUUAAAAUAAAUUGCUUAAUUUUAUUUUUAA